Molecule: messenger RNA, 392 nt
Organism: Nycticebus coucang (slow loris)
Lineage: Eukaryota; Metazoa; Chordata; Mammalia; Primates; Lorisidae
Product: ribosomal biogenesis factor-like
Exons: 1
Coding region: 31-333 (100 amino acids)
Biological process (GO): ribosome biogenesis
Cellular component (GO): nucleolus
Source: RefSeq, a predicted model, not a curated record
AAGUUGCAAACAAAUAUCCAACGACUGACAAUGGCCGAGAACAAAUUAAGAGGGCAGAAGUCCAGGAAUGCAUUUCACGUAGCCAGCCAAAAAAACUUUAAGGCUAAAAACAAAGCAAAACCAGUUACCACUAAUCUUAAGAAGAUAAAUAUUAUGAAUGAUGAAAAAGUUAACAGAGUGAAUAAAGCUUUUGUAAACAUACAAAAGGAACUCGCACACUUCUCAAAAGGCCUUUCUCUUGAUCCUGUGCGGAAAGAAUUGAUUCCUCAGCGGCGUCAUGAAAGUGAAUCAGUUAAUGUUGAUGAAGCUACAAGAUUAAUGGCUCUGUUGUAAUACAGUGGUGCUGCAUCUAAUUCCCCAAAAAGACCAAUAAAUUAAAUGUUUUAUACAAA